Oncorhynchus gorbuscha (pink salmon) is the source of this 5122-nucleotide messenger RNA. It is a transcript of the gene garem2, whose product is annotated as GRB2 associated, regulator of MAPK1-like. Lineage: Eukaryota; Metazoa; Chordata; Actinopteri; Salmoniformes; Salmonidae. The record is from RefSeq and is a predicted model, not a curated record. The transcript has 6 exons. The annotation marks the transcript as partial.
GUAGGUUCCGUCUGAUAGAUGAAGACAGAGACGUUAGGGACCCCAUCCAGUAUUUCUCCUCGGUGGAGGAAGUGGCCGGAAUGUUCCCUGACCGCGUCUUCGCCAUGGAAACUAUCAGCUUCACUGUCAAGGUUCUGUCAGGGGAGUUCAGUGAGGACAGUGAGUCGUACAGUGUGGUGCUGCAGCCUGGUGAUGAGCUGUCACUCACGGGAAAGGCAGAGUUUCUCACAGCCACGCCCACCACGGAGAAGACUGGACUGAGCGCGCUCCUGAGACGCCUGGGGAAGACCCCCCGCAGUAAAACUCCAUGUCUGGUGUGUAUGAACCAUCGGACCAAUCAGAGCAUCUCUCUGCCCUUUGCCUGCCGAGGACGGUUCUGCACGCGCUCCCCUCUGGAGCAGGGCAUGCUGGGAGCUGACCACACGGUGCGCAGCAUCAUCGAAAGGGUCCGACUUCCUGUUAAUGUUACCGUGCCGACCAGACCACCACGGAACCCCUACGACCGCCACGUGGUGAGAGAGGGGCAUCGCUACAAGCUGUUGAACAUUGUCAGUAAGACAGUGGUGUUGUGUCUCGUCCUACGGCCAAUACAACUGGUUCCCUCCCACUUCCUGUUGCUACGCUGCAUGCCGCGCUUCUCUGUGGCUACGCCCUCUGCAACUACAGACAGCCUGUUGCUACGGCAACAUGCCAGCUUCGACCCUGAUGGGUACAGCCGAGCCGUCCGUGAGACGCGUCCAGAACUCAGCGAGGAGAGAGUGUGUGUGAGCGAGGACGGUGUGUGUGUGAGCCCGCGGAGGGGAGGUGUGUGUGUGUCAGCGCAGGACUCUCAGCUGCUGUCCGUGUGUGUGUUCGCUGGGGGCGGAGUUACAGACAACGUCAGCCAAUCGCAACGCUGCAGAGACUCUCUAGGGGAGGGGACAGAGUACAUCUCUCCCAAUUGGACAGAGGCUGAGCUGCAGACCAGUGAAGAGAUCCCCUACGAGGAACUGUGGACCAAUCAGACUGCAGAGGGCCUGGGGAAGGCAGAGCCAAACCGCAUCUCCGUCCAUUCCUCUUCCUCUUUGGAUGGAUUGCUGGGGACUGCCCGCCUCGCCAUGGUGACAAGAGUAUCAACCCCGCCCCCUGUACCUCCAAAAUCAGAUGCAGUGAGAGAAGAGUGCAGGUUCCUGAUCGCUCCUCCAGUUCCUCCUCGAUGCUGUAAAGGAGACUCCUCCCCUUCCUGUCCAAGCCCCACCCCCAGUCCACCGGUCCCGCCCCGCUUCCCUCAGACACAUCUCUCCUAUUACUCUUCUGGACCACCCAACAGUUGUUCUGUCUCUCCUCCAGACUCGUCUAUCUACUGUUAUCCAUGUUCCUGGACUGACUCCUCCCACAUCAGCCCUGAGCCAAUCCCUGCUCUCCCUGCUGACAGCUUGGCCAAUCCCCAGCCAGCGCAGGCCACCUGGGUGGAGCCGUGGAGCUAUAAUUCCUCCUCCUUCUCCCGGCUGAGGCUUCCGCCCCCUCAGAGUCGAUUCGCUCCCUUCGGAGCACUUAACCCCUUUAACCGCCCUAGUCCCUCCCCCUGCCCUUCCCCAGAGCCUAUACCAGUCAAUCAGACAGCAGAGCUCUCCAGAGGCGCCGAGGGAGGUGGGACAUGCGAGGGGUCGACUCCGCCUAGUGACCCUGCCUGGCGCCCGCCCACUGACCUGUCUGCCCUCUCAUUGGAGGAGGUGUCUGCCAGUCUGAGGUUCAUUGGCCUAUCAGAGGCAGCGGUGGGCGUGUUCCAGAGAGAGCGCGUUGACGGUAGCCUCCUGGUUCAGCUCGACGAGGAGACCCUGUCACAUGACUUCCAUCUCAGCCGAUUGCACGUCACCAAGAUCACACAGUUCAUACAGGGCUGGAGGCCCAAGAUUUAACACCUAUUGUGACACUGUCACAAGGUGUUUAUCACAACAUUGGAGGCUGCUGAUUGGAGGACGGCUCAUAAAAAUGGCUGGAAUGGAAACCAUGUGUUUGAUGUACUUGAUAGCAUUCCACUCCAGCCUUUACCACGAGCCCAUCCUCCCCGAUUACGGUGCCACCAACCUCCUGUGCGAUCUACGUAAAGGACGAAUGCAAGGUUUGCUAUUUUAAUGAAGUACUGUAAAGCCGCUCGAGGCGAAGGCUGCCCCUAACUGAAACUCUACAGAUAAACACUACAGAUAAAAACUACAGAUAAGGAAAUUGUCAGAUCAAUAAAUAGUUUCUCACUAUUCCAUCUGUGUUGGAUUGUCUUUCGACUCCACCAGGCGGCCUUGUCGUCUACUCCACCAGGCGGCCUUGUCGUCUACUCCACCAGGCGGCCUUGUCGUCUACUCCACCAGGCGGCCUUGUCGUUUACUCCACCAGGCGGCCUUGUCGUUUACUCCACCAGGCGGCCUUGUCGUCUACUCCACCAGGCGGCCUUGUCGUCUACUCCACCAGGCGGCCUUGUCGUCUACUCCACCAGGCGGCCUUGUCGUCUACUCCACCAGGCGGCCUUGUCGUCUACUCCACCAGGCUGCCUUGUCGUCUACUCCACCAGGCGGCCUUGUCGUCUACUCCACCAGGCGGCCUUGCCGUCUACUCCACCAGGCGGCCUUGUCGUCUACUCCACCAGGCGGCCUUGCCGUCUACUCCACCAGGCGGCCUUGUCGUCUACUCCACCAGGCGGCCUUGUCGUCUACUCCACCAGGCGGCCUUGUCGUCUACUCCACCAGGCGGCCUUGUCGUCUACUCCACCAGGCGGCCUUGUCGUCUACUCCACCAGGCGGCCUUGUCGUCUACUCCACCAGGCGGCCUUGCCUUCAUUUUUCAGCGGACCAGGAGUGCCAACUUAGCCCAGAUGAGAACUGUCCCCUGUUUGCAAAAGUAGCACACCCAUGAACACACCCUGUACUUCCUCAGUGGGCAGCUUCCUCAGUGGGCAGCUUCCUCAGUGGGCAGCUUCCUCAGUGGGCAGCUUCCUCAGUGGGCAGCUUCCUCAGUGGGCAGCUUCCUCAGUGAGCAGCUUCCUCAGUGGGCAGCUUCCUCAGUGGGCAGCUUCCUCAGUGGGCAGCCUGUGACAUGACUUCAACUUUAGGACGUUAACAAGGCGACACUCCAUCUUAACUCCUCCUCCACAUUCACUUGAUUGGUUGCACAGUACAGAAGAGAACCCCCCCCCCGACAGUAAAAUGUUUUUCUCUUCAGGACCAGAAAGAAGGAAACACCGCUUAGGUAUUUAUUUUCCUCCUGCAACGUUAGGUUAGCCAUCCUACAUGUCCCUUCUUAUUGGUUGAAUCAGAUGCUGUGUACCUUCCGAUUGGAUGAACCAGAAGGUGUGCCUUCGCUAUUCUUCUUGGGGCGGCAGAGUAGCCUAGUGGUUAGAGCAUUAACUGCCCCUGAACAGGCAGUUAACCCACUGUUCCUAGGCCGUCAUUGAAAAUAAGAAUUUGUUCUUAACUGACUUGCCUAGUUAAAUAAAGGUAAAAAUAACAAUUGAUUGGAGGAGAGAUAGGGACUCUAUACUGCCACUUGGAGGAUGAUUAGUGAAGUGUGCAGAGCAUUUAAAUCUCCAUAUUUCAAGGUGAACAUGUAUCCCCCUGCUGGCCAGUCAACCUAUUACAGAAAGCCUUUGGUUUGUGGAGCACAAGUUUAAGGUCUCGAUUCAAUCAGAUCGUUGGAGUCAUCAAAUCGGUGACAAGCUGCUCUUGCGAUCAUUAACCCUUCCUUAACGUUAUUGAGUGAAUUAAGAAGGAAUGGCGAUGUAAUUUGUAGCAAAAUGUGGUUUUCCAUUAAAAUAAUAAUUACUGUGUUCUAAACACGACGUAAUAAAGGAACUUGUGUUGCAAGAUAAAUAAGAUAAGUCAGACGGGAGAGUUUGAGUGAUGAAGUUGGACAGAGAAUCAACAUCUCUCCACAAGAAACACUUGGAUGAACUGUAAAAACACAUAUAUUCUGUCUUAUUCUCUGCCAGAUGGCAUACAAACUGUUAUAUGUGGAUAAUAGCUGUAUGAUCUGGGUUUAUGAUUGUAAUUAAACUUUGCCAUGGUUUGCUUAGCUAGAUGCAGGUAGCCUAUAACUCCUGAUAGGCCUGUUAGAUAGGCUACAGUAGGCUAGGCAAGAUGUAAAAUGAACAAUUUACUACAGUAGCUUGCUUAGUUCAAAUUGACAGACUCAUUUAUUGAAUCUGAAUAGCGAGGAGAUUUCUGUAAAAAGUGUUUGUGUUGCCCAAUAGCCUGGAUUUGACAGCUCUAACACAGUUUUACCUUAGAACACCUCAAAAUAAUCGCUAUGCGGAUCUGAUUGAAUCCAGCCCUUUGAUAGGCUGAUUAGGAAUUUGUUCCAGGAAAUAAUCUGCUACCUGGUAAGGUUUGCAAAGGGCUAAUGUGUGCCAGGUUAUCUGAUGGGACAGCUACAAGUUAGCAUUCUGUCACAUGACACUACAUCAACCAUUUUAAUUGGCUGAUGCUUAAACUUAACCUUGAACUUAAACUUUUUCUAAUGUUUGCCAGUAUGGGCCCAUGGUGUUUGUUAUGCAACGUUUUGGAUCCUUCAGAUAGAAAUAGCCUUUGUAGACCAAAUAUGUCUUUGACGUGUAGAAUAAGGAAUAACAUCAACUCUGUUCAUGGCAUUUCUAUCUGCAACUGAACGGGCCCUGCAGUAACUACAAACUGUAGAGUUAACUAACCUCUGGUUGUGGCCCUGCAGUAACUACAAACUGUAGAGUUAACUAACCUCUGGUUGUGGCCCUGCAGUAACUACAAACUGUAGAGUUAACUAACCUCUGGUUGUGGCCCUGCAGUAACUACAAACUGUAGAGUUAACUAACCUCUGGUUGUGGCCCUGCAGUAACUACAAACUGUAGAGUUAACUAACCUCUGGUUGUGGCCCUGCAGUAACUACAAACUGUAGAGUUAACUAACCUCUGGUUGUGGCCCUGCAGUAACUACAAACUGUAGAGUUAACUAACCUCUGGUUGUGGCCCUGCAGUAACUACAAACUGUAGAGUUAACUAACCUCUGGUUGUGGCCCUGCAGUAACUACAAACUGUAGAGUUAACUAACCUCUGGCUGUGGCCCUGCAGUAACUACAAACUGUAGAGUUAACUAACCUCUGGUUGUGGCCCUGCAGUAACUAC